This is a messenger RNA of Tupaia belangeri chinensis (Chinese tree shrew), 1172 nucleotides long. Its product is annotated as proline-rich protein 23B-like. The record is from RefSeq and is a predicted model, not a curated record. NCBI's taxonomy places the organism in Eukaryota, Metazoa, Chordata, Mammalia, Scandentia, Tupaiidae.
UUGCGCAAGGAAGGCCUAGGAUCUCCAGGCUAGGACACCAAGCCCAACCGGGAGCGUCCUCCUGGAGGCGCCUCGUAGCUAGGUGACAUUAGUAAGGUCGUGCUAUCCGUUCAUCUCAGCCCGCCUCACCUGUCAUCGACAGCAGUCACCGCCUGCAGGACUGCGCCCCCGCACCCCGUCUCCUCUGCCAGGACCCGCAGCCAUGCGCAGAGCCCUGGACGUGAUGGGCAGCCGACCCCGCAGCCCCACCGCCUACCCUGCGCCCUGGUGGGCACCGCAGCCCGCAGGACCCAGUCCAGCCAAACGCCCCCGAUUGCAGGAACCCGCGGGCCCCACCGCUGACGCGCUCACCUCGGUGCUGGUCCUGGCCACAGGCUCUGCCCUGCAGCUGACCCUGGACGACGUCGACCUGCUGCUGGAGCCCUCACCGUCGUCCGUCCUGGAAGUGUCCCUCGACGGGCACACCCUCCUCCUGGUUCCCGAGGUCCUCCUGGGUCCUGUCGACCAACGCUCAGAAGAACACAGCGACCCGCCUGUCCACCUGGACCCGGCCGCUUUCCUGGACGCUCCCGCUGAGGACGUCGUUGUCGUCGUCGAGCACGGAUCCUUCGGCGCAUCUGUCCCAGAGUUCGCCGCCCCACAGGACGCCGAGAUCCACGCGCCCUGGAUGGACGCUGCAGCAGGUCAGGCCGCUGGGCUCCUCCCCUCCAGCCCCUCCGCCCAGGGCUCCAUCCUGGAGCCAGAACUUCUGGCUCCCACCCCGAGUCCAGAGAGACGCUCUCCUCGCUCCAUCUUCAACCAGGACAUGCACCUUCUGAGGCCCUUCCCCAGCUCCCCCCUCCAGCCUCUGCCUCCCUCUCCGAGUCCAGGUCCCCAGGAGCGCCCGAAGCGCCCUCCUCGCUCUCCGUGCAAGUCCCGGAGACGCCUGUGCUGGGAAUGAACCGCCUCCCGCAGUCCCUGCCACCGGCCUAGGAUACUCGUGGAUUUACCAAGAGCUACUGUGAGCCCGUGCCACCCCAGAGAUGUAGUACCUCCAUUCUUAGACAGUGAGCCACUGCAUUUUUUAUUUGGGUUUGGUGUUUUUUUAUUUUUAGGAGAAAACCUUUCUACAUCUCUGGCGAAGACGUCAAAAUCAGAUUCUGGAGAGCCUUUGCGGAGGAGAAUAACCACCC